UUGCCAUUUCGUUAACAAACUUAACAAAACCCAACCAAAAAACAAACUCAAUUCAUAAUGAAAUUCCUUAUCUGUUUGACACUUUUCGUUGCUGCCGCUCAAGCCGGUAUUGUUGCUCCAGUCACCACUUAUAGUGCUGUUGCUCCUGCUUACACUACAUAUGCUGCUGCCGCUCCUGCCUAUACAACAUACGCCGCUGCUGCUCCCGCUUAUACCGCCUAUGCUUCUGCUCCCGCUUAUUCUGCCUAUGCUGCUGCUCCUGCUUAUACCGCCUAUGCUGCCGCUCCUUACAAGACAUCUGCUUACACCACCUACUCCGCCGCAGUCCCUACUUACACCUCAUCCGUUUAUGGUGCUGCUCCCGUAGCUUAUACAGCUCCCGUUGCCACUUAUUCCACUUUGUUGAAGAAGUAAAUCUUUCAGAUUAAAAAUCCAAAGUAAAAUGAAUAAUGAAUAACAAUUGAUUAAUGGAUAAUGAAUAAACAAUUAUUUACAAA
Molecule: messenger RNA, 497 nt
Organism: Calliphora vicina (urban bluebottle blowfly)
Lineage: Eukaryota; Metazoa; Arthropoda; Insecta; Diptera; Calliphoridae
Product: vitelline membrane protein Vm26Ab-like
Exons: 2
Coding region: 58-414 (118 amino acids)
Source: RefSeq, a predicted model, not a curated record